AUGACCGAGCGGAAAGAUCUAUCCAGUCGCAUCCUCCCCCAAAUGGUUCUCUCCGAUACGAGGAACCCCCUAACCGCACCGCUUCAACUUUCUGGAUCCACAUCAUCAGAACGUACUCGUCAGCGAUUCGCCAUCGAGGGCAAUGCGAUAGUUACCGGUGGAUCGGGGGUGCUUGGGCUAGCAGCAUGCAGGGCUCUGCUCGAGCAUGGAGCAUCUGGCGUAUCAAUUUUCGAUGUUUUAGCCUCGAUCUCUUCAGGAAAGGAGGCGAUCGCUCAGCUUCAAGCAGACUUUCCCCGGGCUAAGGUUAUAACCAAGAUCGUGGAUGUCCGGGAUGACGCGACUAUACACGGAGCGGUGAGUGAGACGGCAGUUAAGCUAGGCAGUGUGGACAUACUGUUGUGCUUCGCGGGCGUCGUCGGCACAACGCACGCCUUAGACAUGGAUGUUGCAGAGUGGAAACGCGUAUUGGAUAUUAACACGACCGGAAGCUGGAUCUGCGCUCAGGCUGCAGCCAAGUGUAUGAUCACCCAGAAGACGGGUGGCAGUAUACUCUUCACGGCUUCCAUCUCUGGGCACAGAGUCAACUUCCCGCAACCGCAGGUAUCGUAUAAUGUCUCUAAAGGAGCCAUCGUGCAGCUGCGGCGUUCGCUUGCGGCCGAGUGGGCCCAAUACGGGAUUCGCGUGAAUAGCAUUAGUCCUGGUUACAUGAACACCAUUCUUAAUGAAGGCGAGGGCUUGGUGGAGGGUAGGAGGAUUUGGUGCGAAAGGAAUCCAAUGGGAAGGAUGGGGACGCCUGAAGAACUUACUGGCGCGAUUGUUUUGCUCUGCAGCAAAUUUGCUGGUCGCUACAUCACUGGAGCUGAUAUCCUCGUCGAUGGUGAGCGUUGUCUUCAGUCAGUCUCACGACCUGAGUUGAGUGUAUCGAAAGGCGGUCAGACCGUGUUCUAG
Desarmillaria tabescens is the source of this 948-nucleotide messenger RNA. RefSeq lists its product as uncharacterized. The record is from RefSeq and is a predicted model, not a curated record. The coding region runs from base 1 to 948 and encodes 315 amino acids. Gene Ontology annotation, molecular function: oxidoreductase activity, acting on NAD(P)H, oxygen as acceptor. The transcript is spliced from 3 exons. Gene Ontology annotation, cellular component: intracellular anatomical structure. NCBI's taxonomy places the organism in Eukaryota, Fungi, Basidiomycota, Agaricomycetes, Agaricales, Physalacriaceae.